GUUUGGAACUCUGUGCUACGAAAUCAUCAAAAAGUUCUCCUAAAGGCAAAAAGGAAGGAAGGCCUCUGCUCUUCUCAAUUCUCCCUCAUCAUCAUCACAUGUAGGUAACGUGACGCUAAUCUCGCCAUUUCCAUGUGAUUCUCUGAAUAGAAACUCUUCUUCUUCUUCAACCAGGCCUUCUUUUCCCCACCCACCCACGGCCCAUUCUCAAAAGUUGCCUUGCCCCAUCCAUCCUUUCUGUAGCAGAGUCCACACUCUCAUUCACUCACUCUCUCCUCACAGUUUCAGUCUCCGCCAUUUCUACCGCUCCCUGUUUUCUCUCUGUCGGCUCCCCAAUUUGGGUUCCAGAAAAUCAAGGGAACGGGGCCUAAGAUAGGACAAAUACAAGAUUGCCAGAACAGGAGAUCUCUCUCUCUCUUUCUCCCACUUCCGCUGUAGCUUUCACUUUCCCUCUCUCUCCCCCUCUCCCUUUCUCCGUCUUCUGGUUCUGCUUUCGUCGCCGAGGGGGGAAGAAGCCGACGGCCCGGCAAGCGAAUUGACCCGAUCCGCCGAGUAUGAAGGCUGAAGCCAAGGCGUUAAACCCUCUCGUCGCUUUCGACCUCAAGAGGGAUGCGUAUGGAUUUGCAGUCAGACCUCAACAUAUUCAGAGAUACAGAGAAUAUGCUAAUAUCUAUAAGGAGGAAGAGGAAGAAAGGUCAGAUAGAUGGAAAAGUUUCUUGGACCGGUUGGCGGAGCCUGUUCAACUGCCUGUAAAUGGUUCUACUUCAGAAGAAGCUGCUGGGAACUUGAUUACUGAAGCAACAGAGGAGGAGGUUGAUGAUAGUUUACUGAAAGAAACUGAAGGAGACAGCCUGAAUGAUGAGAAGCGUAACUCUGACGUUUCAUGUGAGGAUCUUACUGAAAAUGAGGACAAAAAGUCCAAAGCUAAUAGAAGAAUACAUAGGAUCCAAAUUUGGGCAGAGACGAGACCGUCCCUUCGAGUCAUUGAAGAUGUGAUGUGUUUGCGUGUGAAGAAGAAGCCUGAUCAAGUGAGGGAACAGCAAGAUGACAUGAAAGAAAAGCCAGUGUCUACUUUUGAAGAUGCUAAAUCACCAAAAGGAGUGACAGAGGAAGAUUCUGAGGAUGAGUUUUAUGAUGUGGAGCGGUCAGAUCCAGUUCCUGACGUUCCUCCGGUUGAGAAUGUUGCGGCAUCUGGAACAGGUGCUACUGUUGCUGAUGCAGCCUAUCAGGGAGAUUUGUCUUCUUGGAAAGAAGAGCUGGAGGUCCUUGUUCGUGGAGGGGUGCCAAUGGCUCUUAGAGGAGAGCUAUGGCAAGCAUUUGUUGGUGUCAAGGCUCGGCGAACAGAUAAAUACUACCAAGAUCUCCUCGCCUUGGAAACGAAAUCAGAAAAUCACGUAGACGUACAAUCAGAAAGUGAUCCUAAAAGUUCACCAAGAGACUCUGCAUCUGGAACGGAAAAAUGGAAAGGGCAGAUUGAGAAGGAUUUGCCCCGAACUUUUCCUGGUCAUCCAGCAUUGGAUAAUGAUGGAAGAAAUGCUUUGAGGCGGUUACUUACAGCCUAUGCAAGACACAAUCCUUCAGUAGGAUAUUGUCAGGCCAUGAAUUUCUUUGCUGCUCUUUUACUACUCCUGAUGCCGGAAGAAAAUGCCUUCUGGACAUUGAUGGGUCUUCUUGAUGAUUAUUUUGAUGGCUAUUACUCUGAAGAAAUGACAGAGUCUCAGGUCGACCAACUAAUUUUUGAGGAGCUUGUGCGCGAAAGAUUCCCUAAACUAGUCAAUCAUCUGGAUUAUCUGGGAGUGCAGGUUGCAUGGGUUACAGGACCAUGGUUCCUUUCCAUCUUUAUGAAUAUGCUUCCGUGGGAAAGUGUUCUUCGAGUCUGGGACGUCCUUCUUUUUGAAGGAAACCGUGUCAUGCUCUUUAGGACAGCGCUUGCGUUGAUGGACUUAUAUGGCCCUGCAUUAGUUACGACUAAGGAUGCUGGAGAUGCAGUUACUUUGUUGCAGUCACUGGCGGGUUCAACAUUUGAUAGCAGUCAACUUGUACUUACAGCUAGCAUGGGUUUCCAAAAUGUAAAUGAAACACGAUUGCGGGAAUUGGGAAAUAAGCAUCGACCAGCUGUAAUGGCCGCACUUGAAGAGAGAACAAAGGGACUUCAAGCUUGGAGCGAUACCAAGGGGUUGGCUUCGAAGCUGUAUAAUUUCAAACAUGAUACUAAGUCGAUGUUGGCAGAAGGAAGAAGGCAACCCAAUGGUGAAUUAUCUCGUUCUGAGUCUGGAUCUAUUAAUUCAGAUGAUGUUCUUGUCACUCUGACAGAGAAUGGGGAGAUAGAUAGUACUCCAGAUCUUCAAGAUCAGGUGGUGUGGUUGAAGGUUGAAUUGUGCAAGUUAUUAGAGGAGAAAAGAUCUGCUCUAUUGAGAGCUGAGGAAUUGGAGACGGCUUUAAUGGAGAUGGUCAAACAAGAUAAUCGAAGGCAACUGAGUGCAAGGGCUGAGCAGUUGGAACAGGAGGUUUCAGAGCUGCGGAAGGCUCUGGCCGAGAAGGAGGAGCAAGAAAAUGCCAUGAUUCAGGUGUUAAUGCGAGUGGAGCAAGAGCAAAAAGUAACUGAAGAUGCUCGUAGAUAUGCUGAGCAGGAUGCAUCAGCUCAAAGAUAUGCUUGCCAAGUGCUUCAGGAGAAGUAUGAAGAGGCGAUGGCAUCACUCGCGGAAAUGGAGAAACGAGUAGUCAUGGCAGAAUCAAUGUUAGAAGCUACCUUGCAAUACCAGUCUGGCCAGCUGAAAACAGUACCGUCUCCCAGAGGUCAAAAUCCAGAGAAAUUGCUACGUAGCGACAGCAAUCAAGACCCGGCACAGGAAACGCCUACAAGAAAGUCCGGAUUAUUUGGACUUGGCUGGCGUGACAAAAGCAAGGGGAAAUCUACAAGUGCUACUAAUGGUGAAGAGACCGGAGAUGGGAAGCCAUCGUCUUCCAACGAGGAGCAGGCGUUAACCAACGAUCAAAAUGGCUCCCCGGCGGUACAAGACAAAGAGCAGAGAGAUUGAGAUUGUUACUUAUACUAGUUACUAAGUUUGGGGAACAUUCAUAGGUUUCUCUCCUUCUCAGUUAGUCGGACAACUGGUAGAUAUUCUCUUUGUGUGAACCGACGACGACAAUGGUAAAUUCGAGGGGGAGUGCCCUACGUUGGCCUUGCCUGCUAUAGUUCUUUCCCUCUCCUUUCAACCUUUCUGUUUCCUCGGGUGUAAGUUUUGGCCUAAUUAUUGUAGAGCACAGUAUAUCAAUCGCAUUUUUUGAUUUCUUUUAGUAAACUAAUAAUGUGUUGGUUAUAUUAGUUGCAAUAGAAUGUGCAAGGAAUCUUCUUAUAGUGCAGUCAAUUUCUCACUACAAAAAUUUCCUUCCAUUUUGUUCAUAGCUUUUGCUUGCUCAAACUUGUCUGCUCAGCACAGAAAGUACUUGCUCACCUGCAUCAUCCUUGAAAGUUCUCGACUUGUUACGGGGAUAAGACGGAAGAUGAGAAGAUAAAGUCUUUCAUGUUGCCACAGUAGGGGUAAGUCUGUGUAUAAACAAGAAAUCUGAACUAUAGAUACAGAUAGCCCCAAGAGCUAGGAAUUGUACUUGCACAUU
Messenger RNA from Linum tenue, 3618 nucleotides. NCBI's taxonomy places the organism in Eukaryota, Viridiplantae, Streptophyta, Magnoliopsida, Malpighiales, Linaceae. The record is from the annotation of a GenBank genome assembly.